Molecule: messenger RNA, 777 nt
Organism: Pyricularia grisea
Lineage: Eukaryota; Fungi; Ascomycota; Sordariomycetes; Magnaporthales; Pyriculariaceae
Exons: 3
Coding region: 255-533 (92 amino acids)
Source: RefSeq, a predicted model, not a curated record
UUCCACAUGGAAGUGGAGAUAUUCAAUGCUACGAUGUCAGCAAAACUGCUACGUUGUGACAGAAUGAUGCGGGGAAAGAUCCGAGGUCCAAAUCCAAAGCUGCUUCGUGAACAAGGCUCACCAAUGCCUUCUGUCUAUAAAAGGGCAGUAAGAUAUCCCUCUCUUUUCGGAUUCGAUCAUGUACCCAUCAUUCACAGACAUCAUCAGACAAACAAGCCUCAAAGCAAAACCCCAAAACCUCACAAACCGCAAACAUGCAGUUCAAGAACGUUCUCGUCGCCGCCUUUGCCGCCAUGGCCACCGCUCAGGAUAUCUCCCAGCUUCCCUUCUGUGCUCUGAGCUGCUUCAUUACCAACUCGUCCGUCAGCGGCUGCUCCAGCGUUCUCAACUUUGCCUGCUCUUGCGCCUCGACUGCCUACUUUGAUGCCGUCACCGCCUGCGCUCAGAACAGCUGCAGCGCCGCCGACCAGGCCACCACUCGCGCCUGGGCCGUCGCCACCUGCAACUCGGUCGGUGUCCCCCUGCCCAACUGAGAGAAUCACGGUUGAGUGCUAUUGGUCACGUAUGAUGAUGAAUGAUUGUCUUUUUUUUUAAUGUAUAUGUUCGCUUGAGAAAUAAAAAACCGAGUAUCUCAAAUAACUACUGAGAUGUGCUGUAUAGGGAUAUCUGAGGUUUCGUUCACUUGCUUCGUUUUUGAGGCAUAACUAAAUUAUUAUUAAAGGUUCUCUUCAGACAAACCAAAUCCCGUUCAACAACAAAAAAAUUACAGCACAUUCU